ACAACUGUUUCAUUUUAUGCCAGUUUCAAUUAGGCUAUUAACUCUUUAAGUCAUAUAUUUUAUACAUUGUACGCGAAUAUGAUUGUCGAGAAACGAUUAGAAUAUAUGAAGUUUCAAACUCUGAUAAGGCGAUUGCUUUUGGUUAUUGGAUUCUGGUCAUCGAAAAAUUCAAAUAUAUUAUUUCAAUCAUUAUUAUUCUUACAUCUGUCAUUUUUCAUAAUACCAAUUAUUGGGGUAUUUAAUUUUUUCCAAACUCAUAUUUCAAAUAUUUUUCUUGCUACCAAAGGUUUAAGUGUUCUUGUGGGGUAUUCAACAGUUAUUAUGAAAAUAUUAUGUUUCAUUAUCAAUCGUAAAGAUAUUAAUGACCUGCAUACAAUCCUCGAUCCAUACAUCGAUGAAUUAAUAGAAAAAUCUGGGCUGACAAAUGUUAUUUUAAAUGGAAUUACAAGUUUCCGACGUUUGUGUAAAAUUGCAACGGGUUUUGUUACAAUAUCUUGUACUUCUUACGCGAUAGCGCCUAUUAUUUCGAUAAUUAGCCAAUGGAGACAUCAUAUACGACCUAUUAAAUAUAAUCUUAUUUAUCCAACGGCCUAUCCUUGGGAACAUCCUCCCAGUGGACUCUUGUACAAUUGUCAUUUUUUUAAUGAAUAUCUAACGACAUUUAGUAUUAUUUCGGUAACUGCGAGUAUAGAUAGUCUUUUUGUUUAUUAUGUGUUUCAAAUAAUCGGUAUGAUACGUGACAUUUCGCACCACAUGACAUGUUUUAAUGAGGAAAAUAGUGAAGCAACUAUACGUCAUUGUGUACUACAGUAUGAAGUAUUGAUAGAAUGUCGGAGGAAAAUUGAAAAAGUUUAUGGACCAAUUAUACUUUGGUCUAUGGGCACCAAUGCAAUCAUACUCUGUGCUGUUAUUUUUCAACUGUCUCAUGCAAAAGCUAUACCAUUCACUGUAAUGGUUUUGUGUGCAGCAUAUGCUGGAUUAAAAUUAACACAAAUUUUUAUUUUCGCAUGGGCUGGAUCACAGCUAACAACUGAGAGUGAAAAUUUAAUAGACACUAUAUAUGCUGCCAAUUGGCUUGGAAAUAAACGUACUAUGACUUCAAUAAUAAUUAUGCUUUCACAAAAACCACUGGUAUUAACAGCUUGCAGCUUAUCAACUGUAUCGAUCGAUAUGUUUGUGUCAGUGAUAAAUACAACAAUCUCUUAUUAUUUAUUACUAAAAACUUUUGAUCCCGAUUCCUGAAUUCAUGAUAAAAAAAAAUCCUUUGGAUUUUAUAAUUACGACUGUACUGUAGUUUGUAAAAUUUUAAAUUUAUGACUGUAAUUUUUAAAAUUUCAAAUAAAUAUAACAGAGUUAUAGUUACCAUAAAACUUA
Molecule: messenger RNA, 1374 nt
Organism: Microplitis mediator
Lineage: Eukaryota; Metazoa; Arthropoda; Insecta; Hymenoptera; Braconidae
Product: putative odorant receptor 92a
Exons: 5
Coding region: 79-1242 (387 amino acids)
Biological process (GO): sensory perception of smell; detection of chemical stimulus involved in sensory perception of smell
Cellular component (GO): plasma membrane
Molecular function (GO): odorant binding; olfactory receptor activity
Source: RefSeq, a predicted model, not a curated record